Messenger RNA from Prunus mume (Japanese apricot), 1812 nucleotides. The record is from RefSeq and is a predicted model, not a curated record. Lineage: Eukaryota; Viridiplantae; Streptophyta; Magnoliopsida; Rosales; Rosaceae.
AAGUAAAAUGCGUUAAAGAACAACAAAUCAGAGACUAUUAUUUACAUUCUAAAACAUUCUUUUUGGCGUGAGGCCACAGAGAAGUGUUCAUAAUUUAGAAACAGUGCACACCCAUAUCUUAAACAGACUGGGAUUGCAUGAUGUCAACAUGGGUACAUUAGGCUAACAAGCACAAGUCUGAGUAAAACAUACAAAAACACAGAAAUAUCAAUGAAAUUUACAUUGAAAAUAUGUGGUUGGAUCAAACUGAUUUUAAGAAGGCUCUCAAAAUUUGGUGGGGGGAAGACCAGGUAUUUAGCUGGGAAGGGUACAAAUUUAUGAGCAGGUUGAAAUUGUUGAAAGCAAAGAUGAAACGCUGGAGCAAGGAGGUGUUUGGAGAUGUGGAGUCCGCUAAAUGGGAGGCUGAAGUUGAUCUCCAUGAGGGGCUGGAAGGGCUGGAUAGCGUCUUGAGGAAGGAAAGGGAAGAUCUACACUUCUUGGUAGGUGAUUUAGUUUUCAAGGAGGAAGUGAAGUGGAGACAGAGAGGUAAAGUUAAAUGGGCUAGAGAUGGAGAUGGUAAUACCAAAAAAAUUCAUAAGAUGGCCACUGGUUAUAGAAAAAGAAACUACAUUGAUAGGUUACAAGUGGAGGCUGUAGGUAUUAUUGAUAACAAGAAGGGUAUUGAAUCGGAGGUAAUUAAUUUUUUCAAGAGGUUUUAUAGUAGUAACGAGGAAGUGGGUUGGGGGCUGGAGGGAUUAAAUUGGUGCCCAAUUAGCAAUGCGGAGGUGGCUUGGAUCGAGAGACCGUUUGAGGAGGUGGAGGUUUUUUUUGGACAAAAAAGGAGGUGGAGGUUUGUAAUGCAGUCUUUGAUUGCGGAAAGGACAAGUCGCCAGGUGCUGAUGGUUUCACUCUGUUCUUCUUCCAAUCUUGCUGGGACACUGUCAAAUGUAAUAUUAUGAAGGUGACUGAGAAUUUCUAUGAUACUGGGAUCUUCAAUGUUGUUACAAAUGAAACUUUGAUCUGUCUUAUCCCAAAAGAAAGAGACUGUUAAGAUUAGGGAUUACAGGCCUAUUAGUUUGGUGACUAGCUUAUACAAAGUGGUGUCCAAAGUUUUGGCCUCGAGACUAAGGGAGGUAUUCGGCGGUACUAUUUCCCUUUCCCAGGGAGCUUUUGUGAAAAAUAGGCAGAUUCUGGAUGCUGUUUUGGUUGCUAAUGAGGUUGUCGAGCACGCCAAGAAGUCUAAUAAGUUGGGUUUGGUCUUUAAAAUUGAUUUUGAACAUACAUAUGAUCAUGUGGAAUGGAAAUUUGUGGAUGAUGUUUUGGAAAGAAAGGGCUUUGGAGGGAGAUAGAGAAGUUGGAUCAAGGGUUGUUUAGAGUCUGAUAAUUUCUCUAUCAAUGAUUAACGGGAGGCCCAGGAUCCGUUAUCCCCAUUUUUGUUCACUUUGAUGAUCAAUGUGCUAAGUAGGCUUAUGGAGAAGGCUCAAGAGAAUUAAUAAAUCUAAAUGUUCUUUUGUGGGAAUAAAUUAUAGUACCUCAUAUUCGGAUUUGCUAGCUGGUGGUUGGGGUUGCGAGGUGGGUGGAUGGCCUAUGAAGUAUUUAGGCCUUCCCCCCGGCAGUAAUCCUAGAGCACCAGUGGUGGAGAAGGUACACAUGAGACUUCAAAAGUGGAAGUGAGCAUUUCUUUCUAGAGGCAGAAGGUUAUUCAAGCUGUUUUGAGUGGUAUCCCAACCUAUUAUAUGUCACUUUUUAAAAUGUCUAGCAGCAUGGCUAAUAAAGUGUAAAAGCACAUGAGAUCCUUUUUAUGAAAUGAGUGGAGGCAAGGAAAACUUAAGA